AUGUUAACCAAUUAUUCUGAGAUAAAACAAGUCGAAGACAACCUUCGUUGGGCGACAAUGCUUUCAUUUAAUGUGAAAAGGAUACAAGAUCGUUUUGGUCAUACAAAAAUUGAGGGAGCUCCUUAUAAUAUAAAUAAAUUCCUUGUGAAUGAAUCAGAGAUCGGCGAAUUUUAUAAAAAAGUUUUUCGACGAAGCUUCGAACUUGGUAAAAUUUAUAGAGAGGGCCAGCCCUGGUGUGGACUAAGAAGGAUAAUUUUUGGGGGAUAUUUUAUAACAGCAUUUCUAGCAUUUAUUUUAAAGGAUCAUCUCGAUUUUUCACUGAUUUUGAUCAAAUCGACUAUCAAAGCCUUCCACAAUAUGUUGGAGGAAGUUUUGGAUUGA
Messenger RNA from Meloidogyne enterolobii, 381 nucleotides. The record is from the annotation of a GenBank genome assembly. NCBI's taxonomy places the organism in Eukaryota, Metazoa, Nematoda, Chromadorea, Rhabditida, Meloidogynidae.